AUGCCAGUUACAAAAUUCCUACAUAAAAAUCCGUACCUCCAGUACUUGAGAAGGUAUCCUUUGGCGUUUUUUAUAAGUGUGGCUGCCACUGGAGCCUCACCUUUUGCUUUGUAUGCUUUGAAAAAAACUGACAUGGUUAUUGAUCGAAAAAGAAACCCAGAACCUUGGGAAAUGGUGGCUCCUACUCAACCCCAAAAGCUUAUAACCAUCAACCAGCAAUGGAAGCCCGUUGAGUUGCUGCAGAAAGUCCGGAGAGCAACCAGAUGAUUACUCGCUACUCCUUUCUUCCAAAGAACACUCUAUGAAUCUAGUGGAAACACUUCUGCACAAACUCGAUUUUGAUGCCAGUGUGCGGAAAUGCUUCUGCUACAUUUUUAGGGUUUGCCUGCAUUCUUUGGAUCCUGCAUAAGCAAGUGAAGGUAGCACAUAGUCUAAAAUGGUUUUUCGUGUUUAUUGGU
Rattus rattus (black rat) is the source of this 458-nucleotide messenger RNA. Its product is annotated as normal mucosa of esophagus-specific gene 1 protein-like. The record is from RefSeq and is a predicted model, not a curated record. The coding region runs from base 1 to 267 and encodes 88 amino acids. Lineage: Eukaryota; Metazoa; Chordata; Mammalia; Rodentia; Muridae. The transcript has a single exon.